Messenger RNA from Phytophthora sojae, 1620 nucleotides. RefSeq lists its product as hypothetical. The record is from RefSeq and is a predicted model, not a curated record. NCBI's taxonomy places the organism in Eukaryota, Oomycota, Peronosporomycetes, Peronosporales, Peronosporaceae. Gene Ontology annotation, cellular component: nucleus. The coding region runs from base 99 to 1307 and encodes 402 amino acids. The transcript has 3 exons. Gene Ontology annotation, molecular function: DNA-binding transcription factor activity, RNA polymerase II-specific; RNA polymerase II cis-regulatory region sequence-specific DNA binding. Gene Ontology annotation, biological process: regulation of DNA-templated transcription.
AAACGGCGGCAGUUGGCGACAAAGCAAGGGGCGCCACUCACAUCGAGAUCCGCCGGAUUCCGCGCAGCCAGCGAGCGACCCAGAGGAUCCAGCCGAGCAUGAUGCCCAGCCAGCACAGCGCCGCCCAGCUCGAGUUGCCGCAGCUCGAGGCGCCCGCUCCGCGGCUCCGCAAGGAGCGCAAGCCCGUCUGCAAGUGGACGGAGAAGGAGGAUCUGCUGAUGCUCAAGCUCGUGCAGAAGUACGGGACCCGCCACUGGACCAUCAUCGGUACCAAGCUGCCCGGUCGCAACGGCAAACAAUGCCGUGAACGAUGGCACAACCAGCUCGACCCGGCCAUCCGGAAGGAGCCGUGGUCGCCCGAAGAGGAGCGCAUUCUCAGGGAACUGCACGACAAGUUCGGCAACAAGUGGGCGGAGAUCGCCAAGAUGCUGCCCGGCCGGACGGACAACGCCAUCAAGAACCACUGGAACUCCAGCAAGCGACGACUCAAGCGCGGCGUCACGCCGACGGCGGCAGCGCAGCGCAAGCGCCGCGACAGCUCCGGCUCCGAGAGCAACUCAAUUGGAGACUUUCCGGACUUGCCGUCUCCCGUGUCCGCCGGGUUUAACGAGGUGUACCCACUCAACACUAUGCUGACAGACCAAGUCGACUUUGCGUCGCUGUACCCGACUAACUUUGCACAGUCGCCGCUGGCGAUCCAAACGGGUCAGCUCGGUAGUCCGCACGGUCCGCUCUGCUGGACGCCUACGGAUGCAACCUACAACCGCCUAAACGCCUUGUGGGGCAUCCCCGCCAUGCCCAACUGGGCGUCGCCAGACUUCAACAGUCCUCUCGCCACAGCCACCACGAUCGAGCCGAGAAGCACAAAGGUAGCGUCCGACCGCGCUCCUGUCAUGAACGGCAAACGUCUGCUGGAGGACGCCCUCGAUUCCGAGCAGAAGCCACCCCCUGCCACCCCGCAACCGAAGAAGAUGAAGAAAGACGACCCGUCGCUGGAAAUCCUGGCGAACGCUGCGCUGCUGCAGUCCAUCGGGCAAGCCGUUGUCCAAGACCCGAAGAGCAUGUUCGGCCAGAUCGUCAAGCAGACCGCCACCAAGAUGGGCGCCGCCGGCCGCCGCGGCAUCUCCGCCUCGGCCAAGCGCAUGUCGGCCGAGGGCGAGCACCACCAGCACCUCGUGUUCGAGGGCGACUUCCCCAAGGGCGUCGUGCUGGGCCUGACCCUGUUCGUGACCGUGGGCGGCGUGGGCGUGCCCGUGGCGCUGUACCGCUACCAGAACUGGAAGCACGGCUUCCCCCAGCAGGGCUAAGCAGCGACAGACAGACAGCGAGCAGAGCAGAGCAGAGCAGAGCGGAGUGGACGACGGACGCCCAGCUGAGGCUGUAGCAAGUGCAGAGCAGAGCGCGCGCCAGCGUUCGCCGCCUCUUCCUUUCUGAGCGUGCGUUUCGAGCUGAAAAAUAUUUUUUUGGUUCUCCCGAUCGGUCUUCAAGAGUCUUUUGCUACGCGUUUCGUUAGUGGAUGCAGUAGAGGACUUCAGCCAGGAGUUCGAGGAGGAGAAUCGACGUGAAUAAAUGAAGAAAAAAUGAGAAAAAAAGACAACAGCAUGGAGAGAAGGAGAGUAC